CGCAAGUCUGAGCUCAGUCUGCGGCAGAAAGAGGAAGAAGAGGACGAGCAGAGGGCUGCAAGAGAAGAGGAAACACUCCACGACAAACUAGAAGACGUUUUUCAUCCUUUUAAGAAGAUCAAAGAUGCCGAGCACUCGCUCUCAGGGCCGGUCUCAGCCCCAGCUCUCCUUCCCCCGCCGUAAGUCCUGCAGAGCCUCCUCCCGCUCCAAAACGCAACAGCUGGACAAAUCUCCCACCCCAUCGCCGUCUAAGCCCAAACCCCAAGUCCUCUCUCCGACCCUGACCCGGAUCGGACCGCUCUCCCCGAGGAAACCCGCUGACCUACCCACGCUGCUGUCACCUAGACGUGUGUCAGCGCAGCCGCCAUCAGGACCCCCCUCGUCUCCCAGCCUCCAGACACGACUUCCUCUCAGCCCGAGGAAACGCACAGGUGACGAUAACAGCUGUAACCUCGGCCCCGCUCUGCUCGGUUCUCCCCCGAAGCAGAGCAAACCGUCUCUGCCGUCUCCCAGAAGGAAGCUGGGACUCGACGAGAACUCUCCGGUCUCCGCUCGCCGACAGCUGGUCCCCUCCUCGCCGAGGCAGCCGCUCUCACCCGCCGCCAGGGCGUCACCGAGGCGACAGGAAACGCCGGUUGGAAGCCCGGCACGCCACGGCUCUGAGAAGAGGCCGCCAGUCGCUCGGCUGUUUGCAGAAAAGUCGAGGUUUCUGAGCGUGAAGCAGGCGCUCCACACCGCCGUCCCAGAGCGCCUCCUGUCCAGGGAGGCGGAGCGAGCGUCCAUUAAAUCCUUCCUGGAAGAGAAAGUCCUGCAGCGUGUCCCCGGCAGCAUCUACAUCUCUGGAGCGCCAGGCACGGGAAAGACGGCGUGCUUGAACUGCGUCCUGCAGGAGAUGAAGGCGGAGCUGUCGUCCAUUCAGACUGUGGUGGUGAACUGUAUGACUCUGAGGAGCUCCCACGCCAUCUUCCCCCUGCUGGCCGACAAACUGAAAGCACCAGGAGGUCAGAACGGUCUGCAGAGGUUCCUGACGGCGCCGGGGCCCGCUGUGCUGCUGGUUCUGGAUGAGAUGGAUCAGCUGGACAGUAAAGCUCAGGACGUCCUCUACACCAUCUUUGAGUGGCCGUACCUGCCCAAGUCCCGCCUCUGCCUCAUCGGCAUCGCCAACGCCCUGGAUCUGACCGACCGCAUCCUGCCCAGGCUGCAGGCUCGCCCUCACUGUCGCCCCCUGCUGUUACACUUCCCUCCCUACAGUCGGGAGGAGCUCGCAGCCAUCGUCCAGGACCGCCUCUCUCAGGCGUCGGCUGAAGGACUCCUCGACACCUCUGCCGUUCAGUUCUGUGCCCGGAAAGUGUCGGCGGUGUCCGGAGACGCCAGGAAAGCUCUGGACAUCUGCAGGAGAGCCGUGGAGGUGGUGGAGUCAGACGAGAGGAAGAAAGCAUCAAACCCGGACUCUGAGAAUAAAGCGUCUCGUGUCAGCCUCCCCCAGGUGGCGCGGGUUCUGUCAGAGGUCUAUGGAGACCGGAUGGCGUCUCAGAGCGGCGGGUCAGAGGAGAGUUUCCCCCUGCAGCAGAAGCUCCUGGUGUGCUGUUUGCUGCUGCUCAUAAAGAACGGGAAGAGCAAAGAGGUCGUCCUCGGGAAGCUCCAUGAGGUGUACAGCCGUCUGUGCGCUCAGCGGCAGGUGUCAGCGGCAGGUCAGGGCGAGUGUCUGUCUCUGUGCAGUCUGCUGGAGAGUCGAGGGAUCUUCGCCCUGAAGAAGGCCAAAGAGGCUCGACUCACCAAGGUGUUUCUGAAGAUCGAGGAGAAAGAUGUGGAGAACGCUCUGAAGGACCGGACUCUGCUGGGCAGCAUCCUGGCUGCAGGACUCCCCUCCUGAUCCUCCUGAUCCUGUUUUCUUUUUUAAUCAAAUUUUAAGUUAAAAACAUGAAACCAAGCUUGUUAUGGUUUUUAUUUUUUCUUCUCAUUUUUGCUGAGAGUCUGUACAGAAUUUUUAAGAUGAGUUUUUUCCUCUCUAUGAUGUUAACGCUGCGUUUCUGAAGUGUUUAAAUCAUCGUUGAUGGAUUACAGCAUGUUUCAGUUCACAUUUGAAACCUUUAUAAUGUUUUAUGCUGUAAAUAAACAAACGGAUGGGUUUUUAAUGGA
Messenger RNA from Cheilinus undulatus (humphead wrasse), 2139 nucleotides. It is a transcript of the gene cdc6, whose product is annotated as cell division cycle 6 homolog (S. cerevisiae). NCBI's taxonomy places the organism in Eukaryota, Metazoa, Chordata, Actinopteri, Labriformes, Labridae. Gene Ontology annotation, cellular component: nucleus. The coding region runs from base 125 to 1873 and encodes 582 amino acids. Gene Ontology annotation, biological process: mitotic DNA replication checkpoint signaling; DNA replication initiation; cell division. The transcript is spliced from 12 exons. The record is from RefSeq and is a predicted model, not a curated record. Gene Ontology annotation, molecular function: ATP hydrolysis activity; DNA replication origin binding.